Molecule: messenger RNA, 4600 nt
Organism: Oryctolagus cuniculus (rabbit)
Lineage: Eukaryota; Metazoa; Chordata; Mammalia; Lagomorpha; Leporidae
Gene: FCHSD2
Product: FCH and double SH3 domains 2
Biological process (GO): regulation of actin filament polymerization; neuromuscular synaptic transmission
Cellular component (GO): neuromuscular junction; recycling endosome
Molecular function (GO): protein binding
Source: RefSeq, a predicted model, not a curated record
CCGGCGGGGAGCGCGGACGCCGCGCCUGCUCCUCGGCAGCCCCGGGGCGAGCCGCGAGACCCGGGCGCCCCUGCUCGCGGGCCCCCGCCCCCUCGCGGUCUCCGCCUCCUUCGCUCACACACCCCCCGGGCCGCCCGGGCCGCAGGCCUUCCCGGCGCUCCUCCUCCUCUCUUCACACUCGUUCCGGCCGGGGUCCUGCUGCCGCCCGCCGGCUUUGCUCCCUGUGGGGCGAGUCUUUCUCAGGCGUUGCUUUCUCUCUCACACACACACGGUGCGCGCCCUCGCAGGCUGGGCCGCCCCCUCCUCUCCGGCCCUCCUCCUCCUCCCUGCUAACGCCGCCGUCGGGGGAGGAUUGAUGUCCCUUCAUCAUGCAGCCGCCGCCGAGGAAGGUGAAAGUUACACAAGAACUGAAAAACAUUCAAGUUGAGCAGAUGACAAAACUUCAAGCCAAACAUCAAGCAGAAUGUGACUUGCUGGAAGACAUGAGGACAUUCAGUCAGAAGAAGGCUGCUAUUGAAAGAGAAUAUGCACAGGGUAUGCAGAAGCUGGCUAGUCAGUACCUGAAGAGAGAUUGGCCUGGAAUAAAAGCUGAUGAUCGGAAUGACUACAGGAGCAUGUAUCCUGUUUGGAAAUCUUUUCUCGAGGGAACAAUGCAGGUAGCCCAGUCUCGGAUCAAUAUAUGUGAAAACUAUAAAAACUUCAUUUCUGAACCUGCAAGAACAGUGAGAAGCUUAAAAGAACAGCAACUAAAAAGGUGUGUGGACCAGUUGACAAAGAUCCAAACUGAAUUACAAGAGACAGUAAAAGAUUUAGCUAAAGGCAAAAAGAAGUACUUUGAGACUGAACAGAUGGCCCAUGCAGUACGAGAGAAAGCUGACAUCGAGGCAAAAUCUAAACUUAGUCUUUUCCAAUCAAGAAUCAGUUUACAGAAGGCAAGUGUAAAGUUAAAAGCUCGGCGUUCUGAAUGUAACUCUAAGGCUACGCACGCAAGGAAUGAUUAUCUUCUUACACUAGCAGCAGCCAACGCCCAUCAGGAUCGCUACUAUCAAACCGAUUUAGUUAACAUUAUGAAGGCUCUUGAUGGAAAUGUGUAUGAUCACCUCAAGGAUUAUUUAAUAGCCUUCAGCCGGACUGAGUUAGAAACAUGCCAAGCUGUGCAGAACACAUUCCAGUUUUUAUUAGAAAACUCCAACAAGGUGGUACGGGACUACAAUCUUCAGCUGUUUUUACAAGAAAACGCUGUAUUUCACAAGCCCCAGCCAUUCCAGUUCCAGCCUUGUGACAGUGAUACUAGUUUAAAAGCUGCCCAGCUGGUGGACAUUGAGCUCUCCCCUGUCAGUGCUCUCAGAAUGACCAUAGCUGAGAGCCGACAAUUAGAAUCAGAAACUGGGACCACAGAAGAGCACAGUCUAAAUAAGGAGGCUCGGAAAUGGGCCACCCGUGUGGCACGUGAGCACAAAAACAUUGUUCACCAGCAACGGGUUCUGAAUGAUCUGGAAGGCCAUGGAGUUGCCGUAUCAGAACAAAGCCGAGUAGAGCUGGAACAAAAAAUAGAUGAAGCUAGAGAAAAUAUUCGUAAAGCAGAGAUAAUUAAGCUGAAAGCUGAGGCUCGGCUGGACCUGCUGAAGCAGAUCGGUGUUUCUGUGGACACAUGGCUGAAGAGUGCCAUGAGCCAGGUGAUGGAAGAGCUGGAAAACGAGCGGUGGGCGCGCCCCCCGGCGGUGACCAGUAACGGCACCUUACACCCGCUUAAUGCAGACACCGAAAGAGAAGAAGGAGAAGAGUUUGAAGACAACAUGGAUGCUUUUGACGACAGCAGUUCCAGCCCUUCUGGCACCUUAAGAAAUUACCCACUCACCUGCAAAGUUGUUUAUUCCUACAAGGCUUCUCAACCAGAUGAGUUGACCAUUGAGGAGCAUGAGGUGUUAGAAGUGAUUGAAGAUGGAGAUAUGGAAGACUGGGUGAAGGCUCGGAAUAAAGUUGGCCAGGUGGGUUAUGUGCCAGAGAAGUACCUGCAGUUCCCCACCUCGAACAGCCUGCUGAGCAUGCUGCAGUCCCUGGCCGCCUUGGACAGCCGCUCGCACACAUCCAGCAACUCCACAGAAGCGGAGCUCGUCUCGGGCAGCCUCAACGGAGACGCCAGCGUCUGUUUUGUGAAAGCACUUUAUGAUUAUGAGGGCCAGACAGAUGAUGAGCUGUCUUUUCCGGAGGGGGCUAUCAUCCGCAUCGUGAACAAAGAAAACCAAGAUGAUGAUGGCUUUUGGGAAGGGGAAUUCAGUGGACGGAUUGGAGUUUUCCCAUCGGUGCUAGUGGAAGAACUUUCAGCCUCAGAGAAUGGUGAUACUCCCUGGAUGAGAGAGAUUCAGAUCUCUCCUUCCCCCAAGCCGCACACCUCGCUGCCUCCACUGCCGCUGUACGACCAGCCUCCCAGCAGCCCCUACCCCAGCCCAGACAAGAGGAGCUCCCAGUACUUCCCCCGGUCUCCUUCAGCGAAUGAAAACAGCCUCCACGCGGAAUCACCAGGAUUCUCGCAGGCGUCCAGGCACACUCCCGAGACCUCAUACGGCAAACUGCGACCGGUCCGGGCAGCUCCCCCGCCGCCCACACAGAGCCACCGACGGCCGGCAGAGAAGAUCGAGGACGUGGAGAUCACGCUGGUGUGAUGGCGGCGGGGCCCGUCCGCACUGCUACAAUCAAGGCCAGGCUUCGAGUUUGGCCCGUCUUGUUUCUAGGCACCUUUGCAUGAUGACUUCGAAUGGAGCAAAAACAAGGAGGAUUACAUGUGACUGGGUGGCCUGGGGGACUCUUCCCAUGUUUUGGAUAUUUUGUGCCUUUUUUGUUGUCAUUUUCUAUGUCAUCUCUUACCAUAGCACAAAUGCUGCGGGCCCUAGAAGCAGCGAGGGGGCAGCCCUCGUGCCUACCAGCGGUCCGUUUUUAUAUGAGACUCAAGACCAGGCCUCGUUCAGGGCACAGUCACAGAAUUACUGAUCAUGUGCGCUCGUACAGUAUAUUACUGUGGCCACAGGAUGUGGCAAAGAUUCUCAUCUUUCUUCAAGUGGCUUUUGCUCAUCUGAUUAAGUAUUAAUCAGAUCAUGUUGGCUACAUAAGGAAACAGAAGGAGGGAUUUCAGGAGAGGCUGGCUCCUCCCCGAAGUUAGUCCCCAGACUAAGUGAAAUUUAUUGGGAAAUAGGCAGACUGCCCUGAGUUUAGCGCCAAUUGCAUUAACGCACAUCUCUUCCACAACUAACAGAUUUAAAGAACAGUGUCCUCUUUGUAUUAAUAUUAUGCCGUUCAGUUAGUAGUAGUGGAGUUUAUAUGGAGGGCUGAACCAGUAGCCAUGUCGUGUCCGUGAGGUAGACUAAUAGGAGGCGACGGCUAAAGCAGAAAUGGAGCUUCCAGAUCUGAGUUGGGCCGAGUUAACGUCCUGUUUGUAUUUGGGUAUUUUUCAUCCUAAGCUUUCCAGCAUCUACACGUCUGAUCAGUAUGUGUGAAUCUGAGUGUUGGGAUAAACUGAGGGCACAGAUCUGUAUCCUCUCCUUGAGAGGUCCCCAGCACUGUUUUUCCCCACGUGCCAGGUUGUAGCUUGUCCAGACCAUCUGCCACCCGUGGAGAAUGCGGCUUCCACAUCCCGCUGCUCUGCCAUCGCUGUGGGAGGAAGAACCUGGGGCCGGGGAGGAGACCGGCCUUCCAGGAGGAAGGACAGGAUUGCCCGCCCUGCAUCCUUGCAGGACAGCAAGGGAAAGACGAGCGUCUGCCACGUAGCGGGGAGAGCCCAGGGUGGUGCGCACCGCGGCCCAGUGGGCCUGCUGCAGACCAGGACCCUGGCGCCCACUCCCGUGGAAGCAGGGAGUGAGGUGUCUGUGGACUACAAGGUGUUCACCCGCUGCUUUUUGUUUAUUUGGUUAAGAAAUCAGAUUUGCGGAAUUUAACCCAAAAUUGUGUUAAGCUUUGAAAACUCCGUCCCUCCUAAGAAUCUCUAAAAACUUGAAAUGCUCGCCAAAUGUCCCCAUGGGAUUUCUGACCAAGAGUAAGGUCAACACUGAAGAAACGCUGUUAGUCACGUGAGCACUUCGGUGAUAAUACCCAUUGAUGAAUCUUCUCCAUGAUGUUGGUGGGUUUUUUGGUUUUGUUUUUUUUUUUUUUCAUUUCUUAAUCUGUUGAUCUAUUUGAGGUCUUUUUGUGUUUAUCAAACUUAUUCUUAAGUUUAAAAAAGAAAUUACGGGGUGGUUUUUGAGAUUUUCAAGUUUGCCGACAUGUGCUCACUAAACAGCAGUGCUUGCCACCAGGCCUUGCAUUCUCCCUGUAGCAGCCAAAUUGUCCUUGAAUUUGGGUUUUCCACAACCUCAGAGGGGUAUUUGAAACCUUUUGUUAUAUUUUAAAAUAUUUUCUGGAAGAGCUGCUAAUUUUAUUUUAAAACACAAAGUUGUAAAAAUAUGCCUCCUUUUUCAAAAGCACCCCCUCCCUCCAGGACGUGUACCCAGCGUCACAGAGCACGGCGAGGCUCGGGGGGGGCCUCUGCAGGUGCGCUUUCUCCCCGGGGCUGUAAAAAGUUUGUAUUUAUUAUGUAUAAAAUGUUGAAUAAUAAAAACAUGCAAUUAUG